Molecule: messenger RNA, 1074 nt
Organism: Nanorana parkeri
Lineage: Eukaryota; Metazoa; Chordata; Amphibia; Anura; Dicroglossidae
Product: factor VIII intron 22 protein-like
Exons: 12
Coding region: 75-1028 (317 amino acids)
Biological process (GO): vesicle cytoskeletal trafficking
Cellular component (GO): early endosome
Molecular function (GO): protein binding
Source: RefSeq, a predicted model, not a curated record
UUGGUUUGUGUGAGGCCGGUCAUGUGAUCGUGACGUCAUCAGAGGUCCUAGAGCGCAGUUGUUGUGAAGUGACAAUGGCGACCGAUGGAGACUUUCUGCUGCGAUACAGAGCCGUGUCCAACAAGCUAAAGAAGAGAUUUCUCCGUAAGCCGAAUGUUUCUGAAGCCAGCGAGCAGUUUGGUCAACUGGCAAAGGAGCUUAAACAGCAGGACUGUCUUCAGUAUGCUGGAUUCUGUAACUUAGCCAUGGCCCGGUGUGAACAGACGCUGUUUAAUGCUCCGGGAGAAGCCAUGGCUUUGACUGAAGCUGCCCGCCUGUUCCUGCAAGAGGAAACGGAGACUCAGCGUUUACAAUGCCCUAGUUUUGAGGAGCAUUUGCAGGCUGCUAUCAACUGCUACAGUUUUGCUAUCAAGGUAUACAUUGAACUGAAUCAGCCUGUGAUGGCAGCCAGUUUAUGUUUAGAACUGGGGAAUGCAUUAAAGGACAUGAACAAGCUUGGGGAAGCUUUAGUUUAUUUCCAACGGGCAGCAGAGUUGCAAACACAGGUUCCUAUUGAGUGCCUGCUAUCUCUGGGAUAUGUGGCAUCUUGUAAAAUAUUGACACGUGAUUAUGAUGGAGCUCUUGCAGUAUUCACAGAGAUGCAGCUGUUGGCUCAAGAGAAGGGUCUUCCUGCACCAGGAAGCAGUCUGCCAGUGGGAGCAUUUUUGGACAUUAUAGCAAAAUGUGAAGUAUCGCGUGUCCUCCUCCUCAUGCUAUUGCAGCCUCCCCCUCAAAAGCUACUACCUGAGCAUGCACAAACUUUAGAGAAGUACGACUGGGAAGCCUUUGACAGUCACAACCAUGUGAACUAUUUGACUGAAGAGGUGUUUCUGCUACUGCAGUCCGUUGUGAUGGCAUGCCAGGAAAAUGAUAUAGAGUCUCUUAAAGUACUUCAAGUUGAACUCUGGCCACUUUUAACAGCUGAACAGAACCACUUACUACAUCUUGUUCUGCAGGAAAUGAUUUCUCCUUCAGGUCAAGGCAUUUGAACCUUUAUAACAUGGUAGUACCUUUUAGGUAAUUAUUUAGGUACUU